This is a messenger RNA of Arabidopsis thaliana (thale cress), 1913 nucleotides long. RefSeq names its product transducin family protein / WD-40 repeat family protein (gene SMU1). The record is from RefSeq and is marked reviewed. The coding region runs from base 69 to 1604 and encodes 511 amino acids. NCBI's taxonomy places the organism in Eukaryota, Viridiplantae, Streptophyta, Magnoliopsida, Brassicales, Brassicaceae. Gene Ontology annotation, biological process: mRNA splicing, via spliceosome. Gene Ontology annotation, cellular component: nucleus. The transcript has 16 exons.
CUUCGCGUGUGUUUUCUGCUGCAUUUUUACCUCUUAGCGUCUCCGGCGAAAACCCACUACGACUGAGUAUGGCGCUCGAAAUCGAAGCUCGAGAUGUAAUAAAGAUUAUGCUUCAGUUCUGCAAAGAAAAUUCCUUGAAUCAGACAUUCCAGACAUUACAAAGCGAGUGUCAGGUUUCCUUGAAUACAGUAGACAGCGUCGAGACGUUUAUUUCUGAUAUUAAUAGUGGAAGAUGGGACUCGGUACUACCUCAAGUUUCCCAGCUUAAACUUCCCAGGAAUAAACUUGAAGACCUUUAUGAACAGAUUGUAUUGGAGAUGAUAGAACUUCGAGAGUUGGACACUGCCCGAGCUAUUUUGAGACAAACUCAGGUGAUGGGUGUCAUGAAGCAGGAGCAAGCAGAAAGAUAUUUGCGGAUGGAGCAUCUUCUAGUCAGAAGCUAUUUUGAUCCGCAUGAGGCUUAUGGAGACUCAACUAAAGAAAGAAAACGGGCACAGAUUGCUCAAGCUGUGGCUGCCGAGGUUACCGUGGUACCACCUUCACGGUUAAUGGCUUUGAUAGGUCAGGCUUUAAAGUGGCAACAACAUCAAGGCCUGCUCCCUCCAGGAACACAGUUUGACCUCUUUCGUGGGACGGCAGCUAUGAAGCAAGAUGUAGAAGACACACAUCCUAAUGUUCUUACUCAUACCAUAAAGUUUGGUAAAAAGAGUCAUGCAGAAUGCGCUAGAUUCUCACCAGAUGGACAGUUUCUUGCAUCUUCUUCUGUGGAUGGUUUUAUCGAGGUAUGGGAUUACAUAAGUGGAAAGCUCAAGAAGGAUUUGCAAUAUCAAGCUGAUGAAUCUUUCAUGAUGCAUGAUGAUCCUGUCCUCUGCAUAGACUUUAGCAGAGAUUCAGAGAUGCUUGCAUCUGGGUCACAAGAUGGAAAGAUUAAAAUCUGGCGUAUAAGGACUGGUGUAUGCAUACGUCGUUUUGAUGCACAUUCCCAAGGAGUUACAAGUCUUUCCUUCUCUCGGGAUGGAAGCCAAUUACUGAGUACCUCCUUUGACCAAACUGCAAGAAUCCAUGGUUUGAAAUCUGGGAAAUUGUUGAAAGAAUUUCGUGGUCACACAUCUUAUGUAAAUCAUGCCAUCUUUACAAGUGAUGGAAGCCGUAUUAUCACUGCCUCCAGUGAUUGUACAGUAAAGGUCUGGGAUUCUAAGACGACAGAUUGUCUACAAACAUUCAAGCCGCCACCUCCGUUAAGGGGAACUGAUGCAUCAGUCAACUCUAUUCACUUGUUCCCCAAAAACACAGAACACAUUGUUGUGUGCAACAAGACAUCAUCUAUAUACAUUAUGACACUCCAAGGACAGGUUGUGAAGAGUUUCUCAUCCGGUAAUAGGGAAGGAGGAGAUUUUGUAGCAGCAUGUGUAUCUACAAAAGGAGAUUGGAUAUACUGCAUCGGCGAAGACAAGAAACUGUACUGCUUCAACUAUCAAUCUGGUGGACUUGAGCAUUUCAUGAUGGUGCAUGAGAAGGAUGUGAUUGGUAUAACACACCACCCGCAUAGAAACCUCCUUGCUACCUAUAGUGAAGAUUGCACUAUGAAGUUAUGGAAGCCCUGAGUUUUCUCAUCAUCAAGUCUUGUUUUCUGUAUGAUUAGUCUGUCUUUAUUUGAUUUGCACUCUUCUCGGGUUAGAACUAGUGUAAUGUGAAACCAUCUUUGCAAAGAUCUCAGCCAUUUUGGGAACACUACCCACAGACUCUAAAACCAGCAUUUCAGAUUUUAAGACCGUUUCACCUGGCCUUGAGCCUUGUAGUAGUUUAUUUAACAACGUGUCUCCUUCCUCUUUGACCUUCCCAGCCAGUCAACUCCCAUAUACUUUUUAGUCUUAGGAAAGAAUAAAGUCAAGCUCAAAAAUAUAUAAAAAAAA